AUGCACACGUUACGUUUGGUUUCUAAGAUCCUUUCGAUCGCCGGCUGUUGGCCGCCCACUUCUUGCUCGCGGCGUAAAAAACUGUUGUUCGACGUCUACACUGUAGUAGUGUUUUUAUUCAUACACACGUUCACGAUCACUCUGAUUCUCGACAUAUUCCUUAUCGUAGACAAUCUGGCAGAUUUCAAUGAUAAUUUCUGUAUAACCGUACCGUUACUGUCCACGUGUUUUAAGUUGUACAGUUUGCUAGCGAAUCGCAGGAACAUGGAAACAUUGCUGGACACACUCGAACAGGAGCCGUUCGCGCCAGUGAACAUAGACGAAUGUGAAAUACGACGAAGGUUUCAUAGACUAACGGAGUGGAACACGACUGUCUACAUGAUUUUGGUCAAAUUUUGUAUAAUGUGGAUGUUCGUAACAUCGUCCACGAAUUACAGACUGAGAAAACUGAAAUUCCGUGCCUGGCUGCCGUAUGAUUACUCGUCCACGGUUCUGUUUAAUCUUACCUACUUCCAUCAGAUUGUGUCUGCCUUGUACGCAGGGCUUCUGGGCGUCAGUUCCGAGACGUUGUACAGCGGCCUGUUGAUCCACACGCACGGGCAGCUGGAGUUGCUCGAGUACCGACUGAAAAAUAUCGAGAAAAACGAGAAUUAUUCGGUGAAACGAUUUGCCGCGAGAGUGAACAGAGGAUUUAAAACGAUCGUGAGCACGCAAUUUUUAUUCAGCACAUUGGUGGUGUGCUUUCAGCUGUAUCAAUUCACGCAAAUGAAGAGGACCAUGAACUCGGAGCUUCUAGAAAUGAUGAUUUUCCUGUUCACCAUACUCAUCCAGGUAUUUUACUACUGUUGGUAUGGAAACGAGACGAAGCUGAAGAGUUUGGCUAUUCCUGACAUGAUUUUUGGUAGUAAUUGGACGUCGUUCAAUAAUAACACCAGGAAAAUUCUCCUGAUGAUCAUGAGACGUGCCACGGUACCGAUCGAGAUUACCAGCGUUUUCGUUGUGUCGAUGAAUUUACAAACAUUCGUGACGAUCAUGAAAAUAACGUACUCGUCGUACAACAUUUUGAAAGACUCCUCUAAGAAGUAA
Molecule: messenger RNA, 1086 nt
Organism: Dufourea novaeangliae
Lineage: Eukaryota; Metazoa; Arthropoda; Insecta; Hymenoptera; Halictidae
Product: odorant receptor Or1-like
Exons: 5
Coding region: 1-1086 (361 amino acids)
Biological process (GO): detection of chemical stimulus involved in sensory perception of smell; sensory perception of smell
Cellular component (GO): plasma membrane
Molecular function (GO): olfactory receptor activity; odorant binding
Source: RefSeq, a predicted model, not a curated record